UAAUUGAAUAAAUCCACCACUGUGUGACAGCAGAGCGUGGUGCUCAGAGGGUCUCUGGCACCCAAAGGGCUCUAACAGCCCAAUAAUAGCCAUGUUCCCCUAGCUGCUGUCUCUGACAGAAACGCUGUGGUUGUUAUGAUGUUUAGCUCCUUCCCCAACUCUCAUCUCUGUGGAUUCACACCUGCUCAGAUUAUCGUUUUCUCUGUCAUCCUGGCAUCACAGAGAUUCUCCACUCUGCCAACCCACUACAUGCAUGCUUUUAGAGGGCUGGGAUGGACAGUUUGCUCCUGGAGGCUGGUGACUCUGAAGUCCUGGUGAGAUGUCCUUGAGUGGCAACACAAGCCACUCUUCUCCAUUGACAACAGCUCUGUCUCUGCCCUUCAACAGUUCCUCCUCUCCACGUUCCUUACCAGGGGAGGAAGAAAAACCCAGCCACGAGCCUCUGCAGGAAUGGCCAGAGAAUGAGACUCAGCUCCUCUCAAACCUCUUUGUUCUUGCGCACGAUGAGCAAUGCCAUAUGUCUUCUGUCCUCACAGGGUGUUUAGUGGUGUGGUACAGCCUUACAAUGGUGCUGGGGCUGGUGGGGAACAUCGGCCUCAUCUGCAUCAUCACCCGUCGCAGGGAAAAAGUCAAUGUCACCAGUAUUUUCAUCUGUAACCUGUCAUUCUCUGACAUUCUGGUGUGUGUCUUCUGCCUACCCUUCACUGUCAUUUACACGCUUAUGGACCACUGGGUGUUUGGGUCGCUGUUAUGUCGGCUGGUGCCGUUCAUCCAGUGUAUGUCUGUGACUGUUUCUGUGCUGUCUCUGGUUUUCAUUGCUCUGGAAAGACAUCAGCUGAUCAUUAACCCCUCUGGGUGGAAACCGAGCAUUCCUCAGGCCUACAUGGUAGUCUUUCUCAUUUGGAUUCUAGCCUGCUUCACCUCUACACCUUUCUUGGCCUUUCAGCUACUCACAAAUGAGCCCUACACUAAUGUAAUCCUGCCCCAGUCUCCCCUUCAUCACCAAGCCUCUCUCCAGGCUUAUCUCAAUACAUCUCCACCUCAACCUGUCUCUUACACUCACAAAAACUCAUCUGUACUUCCAAAUUCAUUCCGCACCCUUUUUUCUUAUGUCCCCACAACCCCUCAUAUGGAGGCCUGUCUGGAGCACUGGCCAUCUCAGCAACACAGGCUCGCUUAUACCACAUGGCUUCUGCUGUUCCAGUACUGUGGCCCACUAUUGCUGGUCCUGCUGUGUUAUGUCAGAGUCUUUGUGCGCCUUCGCCACCGCAAAGAAAUGCUUGACCGCGCCAGGACCCCAGAGAGCCAGCGCAUGACCCACAGCCGGAGAAUCAACAUCAUGCUGGUUGCCCUCAUCACGGCCUUUGCUCUCUGCUGGCUGCCGCUCACCAUCUUCAACGUGGUGUCAGACUGGAACCAGGAGGCUCUGCCCAUCUGCCACCACAACCUGCUGUUCUCCCUCUGCCACCUGCUGGCCAUGUCCUCCACUUGCAUCAACCCCAUCAUCUACGGCUUCCUCAACUCCAACUUUCGGCAGGAGGUGAGAGAGGUGCUCCUGCACUGCCGCUGCUACCCGCUAGAGGAGGAGUGUGAGCAUUUCCCCAUGUCGACUGUGCACAUGGAAGUGUCCCGCACCUCUGUGCCUCUCAACUGCAGGAGCAACUCUGUCUGACUUCAACACUACAACCUAAAAGAUGCUGCUGUAGUAGGAUGUAGUCACAUAAAUUGUACAGUUGUUGGGCAAACUUCUGCUGUUUGUUCUACCUUCAAUGACAGUAAAACAGUUUUGAUAGUGGUUUAAAGUGCAACAUUUUUGUCAGUGGUUUGAAGUGAAGUGUGCAGUACAAUGUUGGUUUAUCUUGUUCUCAACUAAUUCAAAAUUAUAAAAGGAGGGUGUUAGUGUAAAAAAAAAAUGUUUCUGAAGAAUGUGUCAUUUUAAGGUAAUCUGUUGCUGUAUCCUGACUCCAUGCUUCAUGAUAAUUGUAAACAGUAUACACUAUUCAUGCCAUUAUACAGUUUUUUUUUGCAGUUGGUAUAAAAGAAAUCUACAUAUUUUACCAUUUUAUAGUAACAGGAAAUUAGCUAAUAUGUACCCACUUGGGUAUCAAUUAAACUUAACAAUCACAAAACUAAAUAUAACAUAUGUUGGAACCAUACUGCAAGCUGCAUAUUGGUAUGUUAUCAAUGUACAUAGAGGUGACAAGAACUGAGAAAAUGAGAAACAUGACAAAUGCAUUCAUACAGAGUAUAAAUGGUCACUGAAUAAGUUUUUAUCACAGAGUGCAUCUGGAUUUGUCCUUGUAGAAGCACAGGUGUGCACCUGUGCUACUCUUAUUGUAUUGUAUAACACAGAUGCAUUUUGUGAUAAAUACUUGUGUAAAAAAUAAUUUCUUUUAUUAGUGGACAGCUGCUGUUGUAUUCCUCAUAUUUUGUUACUACUUUUGUAUUUAUGGCAUUUGUGCUGUGAAAUUAAUGUGUUAGCUUAGUGAAGACAAACACAAGAUCUAUUGUCUUAAUGUAAUUUAGAGACUUAAAAUGUAACAAAUUAUACAACUGUUUAGCUGUAAAUUACUUUAGAGAGGUUUAAUAAAUAAAUAAUGACAAAUGCAUUUAUGUGAGGCUUUUACAUAUUAAAAUGUCUAUUAUUGUAAAUCAGGGAGUCUUUG
This is a messenger RNA of Lates calcarifer (barramundi perch), 2666 nucleotides long. It is a transcript of the gene npy4r, whose product is annotated as neuropeptide Y receptor Y4. Gene Ontology annotation, cellular component: neuron projection; plasma membrane. The transcript has 2 exons. Gene Ontology annotation, biological process: G protein-coupled receptor signaling pathway. Gene Ontology annotation, molecular function: neuropeptide binding; neuropeptide Y receptor activity. Lineage: Eukaryota; Metazoa; Chordata; Actinopteri; Centropomidae. The record is from RefSeq and is a predicted model, not a curated record. Bases 320 to 1672 code for a protein of 450 amino acids.